Seminavis robusta is the source of this 800-nucleotide messenger RNA. The record is from the annotation of a GenBank genome assembly. NCBI's taxonomy places the organism in Eukaryota, Bacillariophyta, Bacillariophyceae, Naviculales, Naviculaceae.
GAGGUUGCCACUUGCCCCGUCGGUGUGGACUUUUAGCAGUAGAAUUGGUACCAUGGUGGACCCCGAUUUGGUUGCAUUCCUCCAGGUGGCCUCAAGAAGGAAGAACCUGCAUGGGAAAUGGGUUCCAGCACUGUACUGGGCUUUCCUCAUUGCCAAGGAACAAAAGAAAACAGAGCCAAUGGCACCAUCAGACUUCAAGACAAUGAUAAACAAGAGCGGUCUGCUAGAGAGAAAACUUACCCCCAAUGACGGUGCCGCCGCCGACAUAGUUCAGAUCCACACCAACGGCACAAGGACAAAGUCACGGCGGGUAUCUCUUGGUGACACACUCAAUGGAACCAAAUCCAGGUUCUUCGUUGCAGUGGAGACCAAAGAGAAAGUACCCAUGAACAUAGAUGAAUUAAAAAAAGCCCAGAAGAAGAAGAAGAACUUCCAGAAUGGUACGAGCAUUACUCGAACUAUGUACCUGUCAAGUGCCAACAAGAAGAGGAGAGUGGGGAAGUGCAACAACAGGCCACAACAAACAGCCAAUGCACUUCACCGUAAAACCACAACUGUUGCAGAGACAGCAGCUCAACAACAACAACAGCCUCGACUGCUGACUCCAACCAACUCUGAUACGGAUGGAGACGAGCAACCGAGAACAGCACCGAGCGUGGAGACGGAAGAACCGGAACCGGAAUCCAUCUUGAGAGAUCCAUUAAACAGCGACCUCCUUGCCAUCUUUGACGGCCUUGUCAACACAGAGUUCCUCAAUAGCCCUGACUUCUUUGUUGAGAAGGAAGAUGACGAUGAUUUAC